UGACAUCCGAAGAAACCCGAGUACACCCGGAGCGAGCCGACUGCCGGUGCGGCGCGUGUCAUCCACCUUGGCUGUCCCGAGAGACGCACCUGGCCUACGCCGAUGGAAACCCGACAACAAGAGCAGUACUCCAGUGUCCUGAGUGAAGCCGUGCUGGACUGGGCUAGCAUGGGUCCCGACGGAGAAUGGGUGAACUCCAACCCACACGAGGGACCACAGGGAGUAAAUCAGAAGGAGGUGGGUCCCAAUGGGGAUCUGUGGACAGAGGCAGGUGCAGAGGGGCCACUUUGGGGACAGACACCACAGCACUGGGACAUGUCCUACACCUGGGACAUGCAACUGGACAGCCCAGACAGAGGACAUCUAAGCGCAGGUCUGGACUCUCAGCCUCUGCAAGAAGCAGAUGAAGAUCUGGCUUCAGAAAUCAACCUGAGCAACUCCACCAUGACAGAGGAGGAGAGAGAGGAGAUACAGCAGGAGCUAACCAAGUUAGAAGAGGAGAUCAGCACACUAAAGCAGGUUUUAUCAUCUAAAGAAAAGCAACAUGCAGAGCUGAAAGACAAACUGGGUCUGACUCCUUUGAGCGAACUACGGAACAAUUUCAGUCGUGGAUGGCAGGAUAUGACCAACUCCACAGCGUAUAAGAAAACUUCAGAGACACUGUCUACAGCUGGACAGAAGACUACAGCAGCCUUCAGCAACCUCGGCACUGCCCUUUCUAGGAAACUUGGAGAUAUGAGACAAAGGUUGGAGGGACAGGAUCUGGAGGCAGUUUUGAAGAUGUUCUGUCAUCUGCAGCAAACGCCAGUAACCAGGACACGCCCACUAACAGCAUCACGCCUGCACCCGAGGGAUCCUGCUAGAGCCACUGCUACAGAGCAGCACUUUGACCCGAGACUGAACUGUUCUUCAGUGUUAGAAGCCUUUAAAUGUCAUCAAGAAAUUCACUUAUUAUGCAAUUUAAUGUCUGGACCAAAAAUAACAGCACUACUUAAAUGUUAAAGGAGGUUUAAUAUGAAUGUGGACUGAAUGGUCUUAAUCAGUAUCAUCCCUAUGUACCCCCUAGUGGUCUCCAAGCUACAUUACAGCACAUAUAGCCAACUAUAAACAUAAAGCAAAUCAGAUGGUUGUAAUUUUGUCUUCUAUAAGAUAACCGUUCAGGUUACAACAAUCCUGAGGUCAUAAUUUAAAACACAGAGCUGUAUUGCAUCAGAGAUGCCUAAUAAUCCCUUUUUAUGUAAAUGAAUGCAGAUGUGAGAAGCAGCAUUUGAGAUGCAGAUAGUCUGUAUGACAGGGCUCAGCACAUCAAUCCAAACUGCUGUUAACCUUUUUACUAAAACUACUAUUACAAGCUUACUUUAUAUGGACUAUGGCUGAUGUAUUCUGCUAAAUUAUUAUUAUCCAAACCUGUUUUGUGAAGAAAAAAAACAUUUUCAUUGCAUUUCACGACUAAAUUAACUGUACUAUGCUGUAAAUGCAGCAGUCCAAGGGAUUAUCUAUUCCCAUCAUCACAGUGUUGAUGAGCAGCAUCACACACGAGUACAUUACUUUUACUGUUGUACAUUACUAUACAACAUUGCAGUGACAAUGACCCUGUGCAUUUGCAAUGAUGGCUUUAUGUCUUUUGUGUUGUCUAUUAUAAAAUGUAUGAAAACAUUCAUUUUAACAAAUGGUUCAUUGAAAAAUGGAUCAAUGUAAGUGUAAAUGAUACACCCAUUACUUGUACUGCAGCUGUAAUCUGACCCAAGACUUUAAUGUAACAAGUACAUGUAAAUGAUCUUGGUUCAUGAGGACAGCUCCAUGAUAAUGAAUUUUAAACUGCUUGGCGGCAUUGCCAUCAAAGUUAGCACAGUUCAAUAGAUGCAUCUGUUACUGGUUAUCAUGUUGUCUUUCAUAUGUUAACCAUUUCUUUUUUGUUGUGAUGUGAAGGGUGACUAAGAUCACCUCAUAUUUUAUUCAAGUGUUUAUUAAAAUUCAUGUUGACAUUCA
Boleophthalmus pectinirostris (great blue-spotted mudskipper) is the source of this 1989-nucleotide messenger RNA. RefSeq names its product tpd52 like 1 (gene tpd52l1). Gene Ontology annotation, cellular component: cytoplasm. NCBI's taxonomy places the organism in Eukaryota, Metazoa, Chordata, Actinopteri, Gobiiformes, Gobiidae. Bases 103 to 1002 code for a protein of 299 amino acids. Gene Ontology annotation, biological process: positive regulation of apoptotic signaling pathway; positive regulation of MAP kinase activity. The transcript is spliced from 8 exons. The record is from RefSeq and is a predicted model, not a curated record.